Molecule: messenger RNA, 999 nt
Organism: Aspergillus novofumigatus IBT 16806
Lineage: Eukaryota; Fungi; Ascomycota; Eurotiomycetes; Eurotiales; Aspergillaceae
Product: alpha/beta fold hydrolase
Exons: 3
Coding region: 1-999 (332 amino acids)
Molecular function (GO): catalytic activity
Source: RefSeq, a predicted model, not a curated record
AUGGCAAGCAUUGCAUUUCCCGAGCUCGCUAAGCUCCACACUCUCUCAACUUCCCAUACAUACAAUUAUGUCUACCACGCAGCAACUGCUUCACGAACAACCAUCCUCUUCCUGCACGGGUUCCCGUCUUCCUGCUAUGACUGGCGUCACCAGAUCCAACACUUUAUCAAACUAGGAUAUGGAGUCCUGGCGCCUGAUCUACUGGGGUAUGGCGGCACCUCCAAACCCACCGAGGUGGAGGAGUACAAGCUCAAGAGUAUGGCAAGGGAGAUCAUCGAAUUACUGGACAACGAGGGUCUGAGACGGGUCCAUGCCGUGGCACACGAUACUGGAUGUAAUCUCCUUUCAAGACUAUCAGACUAUUACCCCGACCGUCUGCUCUCAUGCACGUUUAUCGCCGUGCCCUACUCAAAGCCGGGAGAGCAUUUCGACUUGGACAUGGUAAACAGGUUUACGAAGCAUUUGUUCGGAUUCGAGAAGUGUGGAUAUAUUGAAUUUUUCGUAGAAAAUGACGCAGGCAGUACUUUGGAUCAGCAUCCGGACUCGUUCUUCACACUGUUCUACCCCGACAGCUCAGACUUGUGGGCUGAGCAUCUUGGCCCUGCAGGCGCCAUAAAGGCAUGGCUUCAGAAUGACAAGCACGGUCCUUUGGCGUCCUAUGUUAGCGACGAGGAACGAGCUAUGCACAACAAGAUCUUGCAAGGCCACCACCAGCCAGCGCUCAAUUGGUACCAUGCUCAUGUCAGGAACGUGAACAAGGAGGACGAGAUCGAAGCAAACAUCGAUGCAAAACUCAAGAUGCCAGUUCUCAUGAUCGGCCCACAACCCAACAAGUUCGAGAUACCCGGGUUCCUCGAACAGAUGAAGGACUUCGCCGAGGACUUUAUGCUCAAGCGAGUGAGUACGACAAGUCACUGGAUACAGCUUGAGGCAAGGGAAGAGCUGAAUGCUAUGCUCGAAGCAUUCCUUGCACGUCCUGAUUUUGCUGGUAAAGUAUAG